AUGGAGGAAGAUGUGCCGAAAGAGGUGGAGGCCGAAGCAAAGGAGGAAGACGCUGCCCUGAUUGAAUUUUACAGCUCUUUCAGGGACCUGUUUGAGUUCUUCUGUCUAAACACCACAAUUCAUGGCACCAUUCGCCUGGUCUGCUCAAGCCGCAAUAAGAUGAAGACGGCCUUCUGGGCCCUGCUCUUCUUAGCCAGCUUUGCUAUGCUGUAUUGGCAGUUUGCACUGAUCUUCAACCAGUACUGGGCCUACCCUGUCAUCAUGUCGAUGUCUGUUCAUUCACAACCAAAGAUGUUCCCUGCCAUCACAGUUUGCAGUUUGAAUCCUUAUCGGAUCAGCCCAGUCAGUCAAGAUAUAGCUAAACUGGAUAAUCUGGCCAGAGAAAGCUUAUAUCGGUUAUAUCAGUUCCACAUUCCUAAGAGCGUUCUAGAAGAUGUCAGUGUCAGUCUGGAAGACCUUUCAGGUGAAAGUCCUGGCAAAGUCAAUGGCUCCAAGUUUCAGCUGGAUCACAACAUCGCCCUAGUGAAGCUGGAUAGAAGUGGAAAAGUGGGCUUUCGGCUGUGCAACGCAACUGGUGGAAACUGCUACAAUAAGGUCUACAUUUCUGGAGUGGACGCUGUCCAGGAGUGGUACCGUUUCCACUACAUGAAUAUCAUGUCACAGAUGCCAUCCAUUAUCAAAGUGUCCCAAGGAGACGAUCACAUGAGAAACUUGAUCUAUUCUUGCCAGUACGAUGGGGAGCCGUGCCGGACAAGCGAACAUGAACAUUUUCAUCACCCUGUCUACGGAAGCUGCUUCACUCUUAACAAGAAGGGAACGGAUAAGUUCUGGAAAGCUUUCAAGCCAGGAAUUGUUUACGGCCUAUCCCUUAUUCUCAAAGUGGAGCAGAAAGACCACAUCCCUUUGCUGUCCACCACAGCAGGCGUGAAGAUCAUGAUUCACAGGCACAACCAAACACCCUUUUUGGAGCAUGAAGGUUUUGAUAUCAGACCUGGGGUUGAAAGCACCAUUGGAAUCAAACAGGAUGAGGUAUCACGCUUAGGUGGGAAUUACAGCGUAUGUACCAAUAACGGGGAGGAUGUCAACAUCAAGCUAAUCUACAACAGCACUUAUACGCUACAGGCCUGUUUGCACUCCUGCUUCCAGCAUCAGAUGAUUGAAAGUUGUGGCUGCGGAUAUUAUUUUUACCCACUGCCUUCUGGAGCCGAGUACUGCAACUACAAUAAACAUCCUGCCUGGGGUCACUGCUUCUAUUUGCUGUACAAAAAGCUGGCUGACCACCAUCACAUCUGCUUCAACAAGUGCCCUAAGCCAUGCAAGGAAACUUGGUAUAAGCUCUCCGCAGGAUACGCUAAGUGGCCAUCAGCCAAAUCUGAGAACUGGAUUCGCCGAGCAUUGCAAGCAGACAGCAGAUACAACACCACCACAAACAACAGAAAUGAUAUUGCCAAGGUGAAUAUUUUCUAUGAGCAGUUAGAUUACUACUCUUGGGAUGAAUCUCUGGAAUAUAAUGUGACCCUGGUGAUGUCCAACAUGGGAAGCCAGUGGAGCCUCUGGUUUGGGUCGUCUGUGCUCUCAGUGGUUGAGAUGUUUGAAUUCCUCGUGGAUGUCAUAAUCUUAUCCCUCAUCUUCUUCUACCGGCGGCUUACAGCAAAGAGAACGCACAAGGUGUCGUGUCCUCCUAGGAUCCCAAGUGUGAGCUUGACUUUGGAGAAAUACCGCUGUAUCGAAGAAGGCUUGGCCGCGGACGGAGGUGCAGAGAGAUCUCAUGCCAGCUAUGGGAAUGCAUGUUUUGUCCACGACGAGGGACUCCCUCCAUAUUCAAAAUACAGCAAGUAUCAGGUGCCCGAGCUGUAUCCACAUGUGGUGCUCCAUGGAUUCAGGCACCAAGAAGACCAAGUGACAUACCGAGAUUCCAAGAGCUAG
Candoia aspera is the source of this 1926-nucleotide messenger RNA. RefSeq names its product sodium channel epithelial 1 subunit delta (gene SCNN1D). Lineage: Eukaryota; Metazoa; Chordata; Lepidosauria; Squamata; Candoiidae. The coding region runs from base 1 to 1926 and encodes 641 amino acids. Gene Ontology annotation, biological process: sodium ion transmembrane transport. The transcript is spliced from 12 exons. Gene Ontology annotation, cellular component: plasma membrane; sodium channel complex. The record is from RefSeq and is a predicted model, not a curated record. Gene Ontology annotation, molecular function: ligand-gated sodium channel activity.